Molecule: messenger RNA, 5381 nt
Organism: Acanthopagrus latus (yellowfin seabream)
Lineage: Eukaryota; Metazoa; Chordata; Actinopteri; Spariformes; Sparidae
Gene: fam20cb
Product: FAM20C golgi associated secretory pathway kinase b
Exons: 11
Coding region: 1938-3614 (558 amino acids)
Biological process (GO): protein phosphorylation
Cellular component (GO): Golgi apparatus
Molecular function (GO): protein serine/threonine kinase activity
Source: RefSeq, a predicted model, not a curated record
UUUGUGUCACUGUAUUUCCACUCUACAAACACACACACACACACACACACACACACACACACACACACACACACACACACACACACACACACCAGAGCUCCAGAUUAGCAAAACUCUCUACGCUCUUUUAAUUCUGCCUUCAUUAACAUUCACAACAAAUGUUUUGUUCCACUGGGUAAAUCCCCCCACUGAGACUAUCUUAAACCAUCUCCUCUUCUUCUUCUUCUUCUUCUUCUCUCUUAUGAAUCUACUCUGUUAGUACAAGUGGCACCCCCUCCACUCCCUCUCUCUCUGGGCUCUUUUUAAUUAUAAACUAAUCUAGGGAGGUAAUCACAGACAGCAUGAUCACUUACUCAUGCAUAUAUGCCAUACUAUAAAAAUGCAGGCCGUUUAUUACCCUGUCUCUAUUGCCUAUUUACAGCCAGUAGGAAGCGUGGAUGCAGCUGUAAUGCCGCUCCAAUUAGCCGUAAAAAAGAAACAUUAGUGCGCCGGCUGGGUGGAGAUUUCAUGUGGAAUAUGGGUUAGAGGUCAGAGCGCCAGAGAAAGUCGGUUUAUUUCUCGCUUUUUUCCCCUCCUCCCCCGCUUUAAAAAAAAAAGCUCAGCGCUGAGAGGUGCUUUGUGGUUUUCAUUUCAUGCAGCCUUUCAACAUUAUUGAAGAUGUGAUUGCGGCUGAGUGGCAGCAGUGCAGGAUGGAAGAGGAUCCUCAGACUGAUGAGCGCUCUAAUAGGCCUGUCUAAUGUAUCAUCGAUGGAUUGACUGCCGUCUCGGAGGAGACAUUUCUGAGGGAUUCCAGCAGAUGAAUUUCAGAAUGGAGAGAAGAAAAAAAAAAAGAAGAAGAAGAAGAAAAAAAAGGGGGCCCGCUUCGCUGAACGCUCCUGCUGCUGAAAAAUUGUCCAGUGGAAAGACGCCCUCUUCUUGCGCGGCCGGGUUGUGCAGGCAGGAUUUACUCCAAGUGGAAUACAGACGAGCAGUUAUAUGCUUCACAUGCUCGCUCUCUCUCUCUCUCUCUCUCUCUCUCUCUCUCUCUCUCUCUCUCUCUCCCCUUCAGCCAAUCUGCGUACAGUGACGCUGCGCAAAAGGCUGGAUCUAGUCCUGGCUUCAUCAUCAUAUUUAACACACCCACCCGGAUUCACACAUGCUACAGAGAGCGCCUUCUCUCUUUAUCCCGCUGUAGUCCUAGAGGUUUGCCUGGCCCCUGCGGGAGGAUUCCUGUCUCCUGUUAACCUGCGUGAUUUGACGCCUGUUGGGUGAUUUUUUUUUUGCCCCCCUCGGGAGAAUUACGCACCCUGCCUGGAUCGCUGAGGUGGAUGAAGAGCUCAAGAAUACUUUGUUCGGGGACUUUCCCUUCAAAAAAAGGAGAAGAGAAACAACAACAACAUUUAAAUGUGACAGAGCUCCACUUUCCGGGCGAUCUAUGAUCGGCUCCUCUGCUCUGGAUGGUGACACCGACGCGCGCUCUCGAACCCCCUUGGACACGCACCCUUAACGGAUCGCUCCCCUCCGGCGUGUCACGGCUGCUUUUUUUUCGGAUCCUCUUCUCCUCCGCGUUCUCCUCUCGGACACUUCGUGGUCGGCGGCUGAAGGGGGAGAGCGGGCGGCGUGAGGAGGAUGUGGCUUGCGCAAAUCGACCGCUGGUCUGAGCCGACUCGACCUGCGCUACCUGGACGCUUGCGGAUGAUUUUGCGCGUCUGACGGGAAUCUUCGCCCAGGACGAGCCGCGCGAAUGAAGGCAGGAGUCUGGUGUUUGAAGGCAACAUAAAGGCUGAACACUGAAUCCUUUACUCAAGACGGCAAGUGAAGAUGGCUCCUACGUGUUCAAUGUAUAUUUCAUUAGAUUGGCGUCCAGUCUAAUAAACAUCAUCAGCGAUGUAGUCAGCCUGUUCAUCUGCGUGCUCAUCAUUUGCAGCAAGUACUCACAUCUGCUCAAACGGGAGACCAUGAAGAUGAUCCUCCUGCGCAAAUUCCGCUUCCUGAUCCUCAUGGUGUUCCUGAUCGCAUGCUCGAUGCACAUCAUGAUAGACCUGCUGCCGAAGCUGGAGAGGCACGGCAGCGGCGGCUGCUCCUGCUCGCACACGCCGAGCGAGGAGCCUCAGAGCUGGGGCAAGCAGGGCUGGCCUAACAAGCACACCCUGCGGAUCCUCCAGGACUUCAGCAACGAGCCCGGCUCCAACGUGUCCUCCCACUCCCUGGAGAGGGUCCCGGUGACGGCCGACAAGACGCAGGCGUUCAGGGCGCUGGAGCAUCCCGGGCUGCGCGGCGACAGGAAGAGACAGUUCAUCCAGGACGCCUCGGUGGCCAAGAACAUGCCCGUGAAGGGUUCAAGGUUGUCGGCUCUCUACGAGCAUCCCCUGUAUAAGCGAUCCGUGCCACCUCUGACGGAUGAGGACACGCUGUUUAACGUCAACACGGACAUCAGGUUCGACCCCAAAGCAGCGGAGGACCAGGCAUGGAAUACUGAAGGCAACAUGGACGAGUUCAGCCCGACGGGGGAGCUGACGGCCGACUCCUACCCCAACUGGCUCCGCUUCCACAUUGGGAUUAAUCGAUACGAGCUGUACUCCAGACACAACCCAGUCAUCGACGCUCUGCUGAAGGACCUCGUCACCCAGAGGAUCACCAGCGUUGCCAUGAAGUCUGGAGGCACUCAGCUGAAGCUCAUCAUGACCUUCAUGAACUAUGGCCAGGCUCUCUUUAAACCCAUGAAGCAGACCCGGGAGCAGGAGACCCCGCCGGACUUCUUCUAUUUCUCUGACUUUGAAAGACACAACGCUGAGAUCGCUGCCUUUCACCUGGACAGGGUCCUGGACUUCCGCCGCGUCCCUCCUGUGGCCGGCAGGCUCGUCAACAUGACAAAGGAGAUCCGAGACGUCACACGGGACAAAAAGCUGUGGAGGACCUUCUUCAUUUCACCAGCCAACAACGUGUGUUUCUAUGGAGAGUGCUCGUACUACUGCUCCACUGAGCACGCUCUGUGCGGUAAACCGGACCAGAUCGAAGGAUCCCUGGCCGCCUUCCUCCCGGACCUGGCCCUCGCCAAACGCAAGACCUGGAGGAACCCGUGGAGACGCUCCUACCACAAACGCAAGAAGGCAGAGUGGGAGGUGGACCCGGACUACUGCGAGGAGGUCAAACAGACUCCACCUUAUGACAGUGGGACACGACUUCUGGACAUCAUGGACAUGACCAUCUUUGACUUCCUCAUGGGAAACAUGGAUCGCCACCAUUAUGAGACGUUUGAAAAGUUUGGAAACGAGACUUUUAUCAUCCACCUGGACAACGGCAGAGGCUUUGGAAAGCACUCCCAUGACGAGCUGUCCAUCCUGGUGCCGCUGACCCAGUGCUGCAGGGUAAGGAAGUCGACCCACUUGCGUCUGCAGCUGCUGGCUAAGGAAGAAUACAAGCUGUCCGUGCUCAUGGCAGAAUCCCUGGUGAGGGACCGCCUCAGUCCCAUCCUCAUCCAGCCACACCUGGAAGCCAUGGACAGACGACUACGCCUGGUGCUGAAUGCAAUGUCAGAAUGCAUCGAAAAGGAGGGCUACAGUUACGUCGUAGAGGACGACCUCCAGGGGCACCAGGGGACGGACCACGCCCACACCGGCCCACGGCGGAGGUAGCUGUCUGAGGGCGCUGGCAGCUGGAUCGGACUGAAUCCCUGGAGAUGGGAGGUCCAGUCUUUCUCUUCGAACUGAACUGGCGUCCUGUAACACAGAUGCUCUCCAUCUGUGCUGAUUUUCUCAGAGGGCUUGUUUUUUUUUGUUGCUGAACUCACAGUGAAGCCCACCUGCCUGAAGUUAACAUAAGCUGUGUGGAAGACGUGGAGGCCUGCUGGAUAGGACUUUGACAAACAGUGCAGUGACUGCUCGAGACGCAGGCAAUGUCGAAGCCUUCCGGACAGAUCUGGGUGCCGGGUCACGGACUAAACCGACCCAGACUCCUUGAAAAUCUCUGCCUGACUCUAGUGUAGGAUAGUGUCAACGCAGCCGAACCCGAACACCCACCAACCCACCGCAGCACUACCAAACCAUGAAAGUCUUGCAAGAGACGCCUUCUCUCUGUCUCUUUCAGGACCCCUUUUUUGAAUUCAGUGAAUUCUGAGGGACUUGUAAAGAACCCCUCCCCUCCACCCCACCCCUCCCUCCCUUCCCUUCAGCUGAAUUAUGUGUUUAUACGUAUUGUCGGUAUUGCAAAUGUUGGAAAUGGUGGAGGUUGACUCUCGUUGUCUUAAUGAUCAAAAAUGAUGUUUUAUUGAUUUGCUGGGAAAAAAAAAGUUUUAUUGCAAAGUGUCUUUUUUUUAGAAAAAAAUUUUUUUUUUAUUUCUGCUGAGCUGAUUCAGCUUCUAUCAUUGGUAUUCAAGAUGGAGAUAUUUGAUCGGAGUGCAGGUUUACUCCUGGAUUUGUCCUUUUUAAUUUUGCCCAUAAAUGUUACUUGUACUUGGGAGAGUAUUUAUUUUAAAAGAAAAAGAAAAAAAGAAAAAUCAUAUUUAUUGUUUAAAAUAGAUCAACAUCACUUUUCUGUUUGUUCAAAUGAACCGUCUGAAUUGAAUUUUACAUCACAGUGGUGUGCUUCCUCGUUUGUCCAAAAGAGGGCAAACUGAGCACGUGCAGAAGUAACUACCAGGUCGGUGCCUCUCAGUCAAAUGAACCCCUCUCCACGUUUCCAAGCAUCAAGCUCGCUUUAAACUCGGUUCCUAGCAGCCACAAGUAUUGGUUUUUAAGUCAAAUGAGCAAGUCUGCGCCUGUGUUUACAACAUUUAACCCAACUACUGUUCUCAUUUCUUUCAGCCCGACAUGAUAUGAGGUUAGAUUUACAGUACCAAAAGCCAAAUGUGACACUUAAAUAGUUUUAUAUUAUUGUUUUCUUUGUAAUAUAUUUGAUGUCCAGAUGUUGCUGUUGUGGAGAGAUUAUUUUUCAGGAUGUAUAUUUCAUUCAUAACCGACAGCUGAUAAGAGUGGCUGUCAGUGUCAACGGUUCAGUCGCUGGCUGAAAGUUAAUAUAUACAGUAGGAAAAUCUAGUGCCUGUGCAAUGAUAGAAAUACUUGAAUGUCUGGUUUUCAUAGCGGAAAGGUUCCCGAUUCCUCCAGGAUACGAGCUGUAGAGAAGUUAAGGAGGUCUUACAUGUACGUGUGUGCUGACUCCACCUGUUCCAUGAGGGUUUUGUUAUAGUCUUAAGUUUCCAUAGUCCCGUGUCAGGUCAGUACAGUGUGUCUGGACGUACGGGUGGAUCCAUGGAGAACCUUUUAGAUGAUGUGUUCUUAAAAUGAAAAUGCUUCUCUUUUUUAUUCAACUCAUUGUUUCUGUGGGAAUCUUUUGUUUUGUUUUGUUUUUUUUUCCAUUUCUUUGCAUCAUGGUAAAAGUGCAAUAAAACAAAAUAAGCAGAAUAA